Messenger RNA from Paraglomus brasilianum, 2406 nucleotides. Lineage: Eukaryota; Fungi; Glomeromycota; Glomeromycetes; Paraglomerales; Paraglomeraceae. The record is from the annotation of a GenBank genome assembly.
AUGUCGUGCAAGCUCUUUGUCAUGGAAGACUUCAAGAAACUACCUCAAAACUUACAAACUCAGGUAACAUCAAAACAGAGUUACGAUGAGAUACAAGCUGAUAAGUCCGCCUUGAUCUAUGACGAUACUGUCCCAAAUCAAGAAGAUUCAACGACGGGCGCUGAGACGUUGCAGUAUGAUGGAGGAGCUUCACUAACUUCUCCAUUCGAAUCUAUAUUACAGGAAUUUCUUGAUAAACUUUUGUCUCUUUUUCUCGGAGCAAAAGAAUCAGAACUUGCCGCUUCGCUGUGGUCUGUUCCCAAAACUCUAGAACGAUUACGAAAGUUUGCAAAUGACACAUCCGUCCAUGUCAUUUUUUUGUCAAAAAUACUAGGUGCGCCAGCAGAUGACUACAUUAGUGGAUAUGAUCCGUUCAUCCCUACGUACGCAUAUACUUUGAGCCAGGAAAUUUCAUACGGACCAAAAUUUGUUACCUCCAUUGCCUUAAUAAAACAAGUACCUUCGCUCGAUCUUACCCGUUCGCUUGGCACUCAAAUACAAAUAACCAAUCUCCCUGGGCCUGCCGCUACAGAAUCCGGGUCAGCUGGAGUCAGUCCAUACGUGGCACUGCGUUCAUAUAUUCAUCACGCGCUUGUGCCGUAUUUUAACGCAUAUGUUAUUGUUAAGGGAGGUAGUGCCGAGACGUUAGGAAACAAAAUUAAACAAGAUGAUUUAAAGAAGAAGGUUGCCGAAUUGGAGUUGGCGUUGUAUAAUUUACAAUAUAAUAUAGAGAUACCAGAAAUCGUUUUGAAUAUUAAUCCAGUCAUACAGGCGGCUAUUAACAAGUGCAAAGCCGAGGCUACCCCCAUCACAGUCGACGCAAUAGAUCCCACAUAUUUCGAAUCCACAUUCCUCAACAAACUUCAAUCCGAGGUCAACGGCUGGAUCAAGGAAAUUCAAAAGAUGACCAAGCUCACCGAGCUUGAUCGAGACCCCGCCAGUGGAACAGCAAGUCAAGAAAUAAACUUUUGGCAGGAUAUGGAGAAAGUAUUGGAAAUGAUCGAAAAACAAAUCAAGAGUGAUGAAAUCACGCUUACGAUAAAUUUCUUGAAAGCUGCCAAGCGUUUUCAUGUAACUACAUCGUUCUAUGUCGAUACUAGAUUGAAAGAAGCAACCGAAAAAGUUAUCCGAUACAAUCAGCUCAUGAGAGAUUUUCCUCUAAAUGAAUUGUUAUCUGCGACAGACGUUGGCAAAAUUAAAGAGUCGCUUCGUCAGAUUUUUGGACACUUGAACAAAAAAUUGAAACUAACGCCUUAUCCAAUCAAAAAAACACUUCUCCUUGUCGAAGCUAUUUCCCGUGACUUGAACGACCAACUUCUCAGGGUCUUGCGCAAUCGUCGACUGAUGUACGUUGAGUAUGAUGAGUUUGAGAGAGUAAUGUCCAGUGCUGAAGAGGCGUUCUACACAUGGGAUGAGUGUAUAGAAGAAUUCGCAAAUGUAGCUCGUGUUGUAAGGCGCAAGCGUGCCGAAAAGUUCACAGCUAUUCAGAUAAAUCCCGCUCAUGCCAAACUAUGUGAACGUGUUUCGUUGGUCAAGAAUUUACGUGAACGGCAUGAACAACUGCAUCAGUGUAUUGUUAAAGUCAUGGCGCAAGAGGAAAAAGGCGUUAUUGAGAAAGCAUAUGAGAAUUUAAAAGACAUCAAUGUACUAGAUGUAUCACCCGAGGGAACAGAAAUAUGGACGGCAGCUGAAAAUGCAUAUAACGAGCUAGCAUCAAAACAGAGUUACGAUGAGAUACAAGCUGAUAAGUCCGCUUCGGGCGCUGAGACGUUGCAGUAUGAUGGAACUUCACUAACUUCUCCGUUCGAAUUUAUAUUACAGGGAUUUCUUGAUGAACUUUUGUCUCUUUUGCUCGGAGCAAAAGAAUCAGAACUUGCCAUUUCGCUGUGGUCUUUUCCCAAAAACUCUAGAACAAUUGCAAAAGAAAUUUCAUACGGACCAAAAUUUGUUACCUCCAUUGCCUUAAUAAAAGAAGUACCUUCGCUCGAUCCUACCCGUUCGCUUGGCACUCAAAUACAAAUAACCAAUCUCCCUGGGCCUGCCGCUACAGAAUCCGGGUCAGCUGGCGUCAGUCCAUACGUGGUACAGCGUUCAUAUAUUCAUCACGCACUUGUGCCGUAUUUUAACGCAUAUGUUAGUGCUAAGGGAGAUAAUGCCGAGACGGGAAACAAAAUUAAACAAGAUGAUUUGAAGAAGAAGAUUGCCGAAUUGGAGUUGGCGUUGUUCCAUUUACAACAUAAUACAGAGAUACCAGAAAUCGGUUUGAAAAUUAAUCCAGUCAUACAGGCGGAUAUUAACAAGUGCAAAGCCGAGGCUACCCCCAUCACAGUCGACGCAAUAGAUCCCACAUAUUUCGAAUCCACAUAA